AUGGCAAGUCACAGAGACAUUCGCUUCCUGCACAACCUGUCCUACCACCCGCGAUGGCAGCACGACUCAGUAAAAGUCAGGGGGAGAAGGAAACAUAGACGGACAGUGGUUUCAAACAGCUGCAGCGGGCAUAGAGUGUUUGACUCAUUAUCAGCAUCAGCGUCGUUGACAUCAAGGUCAUUGACGUCAUCUAAACCACAGUUGCCAUUGUCCCCUUUGCGAUGCUCCAGGAGCUGGUGGGGCAACUGGUUUCUCCUGCCCUUACUCAUUGUUUCAUGUAUGCCCUGUCAAGCCUGGGCGACCACUUUCAAGGUGGCCUUGAUUGGACCCUGGACGUGUGAUCUAUUAUACUCUAAAGCGCUACCGGACUUGGCCGCCCGUCUCGCCACAAACCGCAUAAACAAGGACCCCCACCUAAACAAAGGCUAUUGGUAUGACUACACACUUAUCAAUGAGGAUUGCAAGUCAUCCCGUGCUCUUGCUCGUUUUGCCGAGCUGGAAGGUUAUGGUUCUGCUUUCCUGGGCCCCGCCAACCCAGCAUACUGCUCCUCCGCAGCUUUGUACACAAAAGAGUGGGACGUCGGGCUCCUUUCCUGGGGAUGCCUCAAACCUACCAUGAAAAUUGGAAGCAUGUACCCUACCUUCCUCCGUCCGCUGCCCCUGUCCGCCCGUGUACUUUUCACUGUGUUGAGGUACUUCCGGUGGGCCCAUGUGUCCAUAAUCUCAGAAGAGACGGACAUUUGGGAAGCCACAGGACAUGAGCUGGCCUCUUCACUGAGGGCACUUGGCCUGCCCGUCAACCCUGUUGUAACCAUGGAGACUGACAAGGAUGGGCCUCGCAUAGCCCUGACAAAAGUACGGGAAUCAGACCGGGUCAGAGUGAUCAUCAUGUGCAUGCCGUCUGUUCUCGUCGGUGGCCAAGCUCAGUACCAACUCCUGACAACAGCGCUGUCCAUGCGUAUGAUCGACCGAGGCUAUGUUUUCAUCCCCUACGACGCCCUCCUGUAUGCGCUACCUUACAAAGAUGCACAGUACUACGCUCUCGGCAAUGAUACCAAUCUGCGGAAAGCAUUUGAUGGGGUCCUCACCAUCACCAUGGACUCUGGAGAACGCAAUUUCUACGAGGCCUUCAAAGAUGCUCAGAACAGCUAUGAAAUCCGCAGCAGCACACCACCAGAGGAGGUUUCUCCCUUCUUUGGCACCAUCUACAACAUGAUGUAUUACAUAGCAAUGGCUGCCGAGCAGGCGCGGGCCAAAGGAGGGCGUUGGGUAACUGGUCAGAUCCUGGGCGAAAGCGAGGGUGGCUUUGAAUUUGAAGGCUUCAAUCAGCCGUUGAGGGCUAGCAGGGGUGGAGACGGCAUGCAGGCUGGCUAUGUAGUGCUGGACUACAGUGGCAUCGGCACCUCUCUCUACUCUACCCAUUCUUUGGAAGCUGCUUACACAGACGGGUGGACCGGGGGCCUGAAGUAUCUUGGUCGUUCCAUCCAUUUUGCGGGCAGUACGCCCUACAAAGACUCAAGCUGCUGGUUUAGCCCCUAUUUUGCCUGCACUGGAGGCCUGGAUACCGUCUCUUUGUUUUUCCUCUUCCUCUUGUUCAUUGUAUUGGCUGGUUUUGGAGUCAAGGGCUUCAUUCAAUUCAGGAAAACCGGCAGGAUUGCAUUCACCUUUGGCGGCGACGGUAACGGCGGCCCAACCAAGACAAUCCUGACCCUGGACGACCUUGUCUUCAUCAACACUCAAAUCAGCAAAAGGAAGCUCAACGAUGAAAGCAUCCUGAGGAGCACGCUGGACAUGAAGACGCCGCACUACUCUGUGUCGGGCCGCAGCUACCUGGCCUCAACGCCUGACAGCUCGAACAUUGCCGUGUUUGAGGGUGACUGGGUUUGGUUAAAGAAAUCUCCCAAUGGAUCAGUGUACGGUGUCAACAGCAGCACCGAAAUUAUCUUUGUCAAGCUCAGAAACAUGAGGCACGAGAACCUCAAUCUGCUCCUGGGGCUGUUCUUCGACUCUGCCAUCUUCGGCAUUGUGACAGAGCACUGCUCCAGAGGAAGUCUGGAUGAGCUGCUCAACAACGAGGAAGUGCGUCUUGAUUGGAUGUUCAAGUCCUCCCUGUUGAUGGAUCUGAUCCGGGGAAUGAAGUAUCUGCACAAUCACGACAUCGCCCACGGACGGCUCAAAUCCCGUAACUGUGUGGUAGACGGGCGCUUUGUGUUGAAGGUGACAGAUUACGGGUACAAUGAUAUCUUGAUUGCCCAAGGCAUCGACACUGACCAUGAAAAGCCAGAGGAGCUUCUUUGGACGGCUCCUGAGCUGCUGCGAAAAUCUAGUUCGAGGAGGAAGGGGACUUUCGCAGGAGACGUCUACAGCUUUGCCAUCAUUGUGCAGGAGGUCAUCUCUCGCUCCUCACCUUUCUGCAGCCUGGACAUGCCUCCUAAGGAGAUCAUCAGCAAGGUCAAAGAGCCUCCUCCUUUGUGUCGGCCUGUGGUGUCAUUGGACGAGGCCCCUCUGGAUGUGAUACAGGUUAUGAAGCAGGGCUGGAGCGAAGAGCCAGACAAGAGGCCAAGCUUCGAGGAGAUCUUCAAACAGUUCAAGAACAUCACCAAGGGAAAGAAGACCAACAUCAUCGACUCGAUGCUGCGAAUGUUGGAGCAGUACUCCUCCAACCUGGAGGAUUUGAUCAGAGAGAGGACGGAGGAGCUGGAGGUGGAGAGACAGAAGACCGACAACCUGGUGGCUCAGAUGCUGCCCAGGUCUGUGGCCCAGGCGCUGAAGACAGGCAAGCCCGUCAAACCCGAACACUUUAGCGAGGUGACGCUGUACUUCAGUGACAUCGUGGGUUUCACCACCAUCUCAGCUCUCAGCGAUCCCAUCGAGGUGGUGGACUUACUCAAUGACCUCUACACAUGCUUUGAUGCCAUCAUCGGGCUGCAUGAUGUGUACAAGGUGGAAACUAUCGGCGAUGCCUACAUGGUGGCCUCAGGAGUCCCUAACAGGAACGGCAAGCGUCACGCAGCGGAGAUGGCCAACAUGUCUCUGGACAUCCUCCACUGCAUUGGGACCUUCAAGAUGAGGCACAUGCCUGAGCUCAGAGUCCGGAUCCGUAUCGGCCUGCACUCCGGCCCGGUGGUAGCAGGAGUGGUGGGUCUCACGAUGCCCCGGUACUGUCUGUUUGGAGACACCGUCAACACAGCAUCUCGAAUGGAGUCCACAGGGUUGCCUUACAGGAUCCAUAUCAACCAAAGCACAGUCGAUGUCCUGAACAGCUUGAAGCUGGGAUACAAAAUUCAAACCCGAGGCAUGACGGAGUUAAAGGGAAAAGGUAUUGAGAACACAUACUGGUUGGUGGGGAGGGAAGAUUUCGACAAGCCUCUGCCCAUUCCUCCAGACACUCAAGGGGGAAGCAAUCACGGUAUCGGUUUAGAUGAGAUACCUCCCGACAGAAGACAAAAAUUCCUGGAACGGCAGAAGAAGAUGGGUUAG
Molecule: messenger RNA, 3480 nt
Organism: Limanda limanda (common dab)
Lineage: Eukaryota; Metazoa; Chordata; Actinopteri; Pleuronectiformes; Pleuronectidae
Gene: gucy2d
Product: guanylate cyclase 2D, retinal
Exons: 18
Coding region: 1-3480 (1159 amino acids)
Biological process (GO): receptor guanylyl cyclase signaling pathway; protein phosphorylation; intracellular signal transduction
Molecular function (GO): peptide receptor activity; guanylate cyclase activity; protein kinase activity
Source: RefSeq, a predicted model, not a curated record